CGGUUCGUCACAGCGAAAGAGAGAGAAAGGACAAACAGUGAGGAGAGAGCGAGAGAGAGAGAGAGAGAGAGAGAUCACACUCCACUGCAGGAUUCAAUGGAAUUCUUUUGAGUGGUUAUCUCUCUCUUGGGGUUUUGAUUUUUUGACGAUCGACGACAGAGGGGCACACCGGGGCAAUUUCGCUUUGUGUUUGAUUGGGUAUUGGUCGAAAGUUCACAUAAUCGGUUAAGAAAUUCUGGGGAGAUUCUUGAAUUGCUAGACUGCAGAAAUAUGGCUGGAUCGGAUGAGAACAACCCAGGAGUUAUUGGGCCCCAAAAUCUUCAAGGGGGCUUGCGUGGAGGAGUGGGGAAGUUUCCAACGGCCGCAGCAGGACACAACCGGAGAGCUUUGAGCAACAUCAACCGAAACAUUAUUGGGGCUCCACCGUAUCCUUGUGCAGUCAACAAGAGAGGACUAGCAGAAAGGAAUGCUGCAAUAUGUGAUAAGAAUCCACCUAUUCCGGCUCAUCGACCAAUUACUAGGAAGUUUGCUGCCCAGAUGGCUAACUUGCAACAACCAAAACUGGAGGAAACUAAGAGUUCACUCCUGCCAGAAGAUAGUACUAUUAUUGAUGUAGAGGAUCACAAGGCAGCAGGUGAUGUACCAAUGUUUGUGCAACAUACAGAAGCAAUGCUGGAAGAGAUUUACCGCAUGGAGGAGGUUGAAAUGGAAGAUGUAGUUGAAGAGGCAGUGGUGGAUAUAGACAGUUGUGAUAAGAAGGAUCCACUUGCAGUUGUCGAGUACAUUGAUGAUUUAUAUGAAUUUUACAAGAAAGCCGAGGCAUCCGGCUGUGUCUCACCGAGUUACAUGUUGCAGCAAUUUGACAUAAAUGAGAGAAUGAGAGGUAUUCUCAUUGAUUGGUUAAUCGAGGUGCACUACAAGUUUGAGCUAAUGGAGGAGACCUUAUAUCUUACCAUCAAUCUCAUUGAUCGAUUUUUAGCGGUUCAACCAAUGGUGAGGAAGAAACUUCAGCUUGUAGGAGUUACUGCCAUGCUUCUCGCAUGCAAAUAUGAAGAAGUAUCUGUCCCGGUUGUAGAAGAUCUCAUUCUGAUAUCUGACAAGGCUUACAGCAGAAAAGAAGUGCUUGAAAUGGAGAAGUUAAUGAUCAAUACCUUGCUGUUUAAUCUAUCCGUUCCCACUCCAUAUGUGUUUAUGAGAAGGUUUCUGAAAGCCACCCAAGCCGACAAGAAGCUCGAGUUACUCUCGUUCUUCAUGAUCGAGCUUUGCCUUGUCGAGUAUGAAAUGCUCAAGUUUCCACCUUCUUUGUUAGCUGCCGCUGCAAUUUACACAGCUCACUGUACUCUGAGUGGCUCUAGACAAUGGAGUAAGACCAGUGAGUGGUACUCCAACUACUCAGAAGAGCAGCUACUGGAAUGCUCAAGAAUGAUGGCUACUUUCCAUCAAAAUGCAGCAACCGGGAAGCUAACGGGUGUCCACCGGAAGUAUUGCACAUCAAAGUUUGGUUAUGCUGCUAAAACUCGGCCUGCCAGCUUUCUCAUGGAGGUCCCAGAAUAGGAAAGGAAGAGAUAUUCUGAGUUUUUAUCCAAUCAAUGGUGGAGUGGAAGAUGAAAUGCGGCAACUUUAGUUGCCCUGUGUAGAAGCUUAAGGGGGAGGUUCAUUGAGUUCAUGAACAUACGUGCCCAGUGAGUCACUUUGUAUGUUUUUUUUUUGAGCGUUGAUGUAGAGAACACAACUGUUUCUUCUUUUUGCCAGGAGUAAAAAUAACAAACGUUCAUGGUCUUUCUUUU
Messenger RNA from Tripterygium wilfordii, 1787 nucleotides. RefSeq names its product cyclin-B2-4-like. The transcript is spliced from 12 exons. NCBI's taxonomy places the organism in Eukaryota, Viridiplantae, Streptophyta, Magnoliopsida, Celastrales, Celastraceae. The coding region runs from base 271 to 1554 and encodes 427 amino acids. Gene Ontology annotation, molecular function: cyclin-dependent protein serine/threonine kinase regulator activity. The record is from RefSeq and is a predicted model, not a curated record. Gene Ontology annotation, cellular component: cyclin-dependent protein kinase holoenzyme complex; nucleus; cytoplasm. Gene Ontology annotation, biological process: regulation of cyclin-dependent protein serine/threonine kinase activity; mitotic cell cycle phase transition.